Penicillium canescens is the source of this 2178-nucleotide messenger RNA. RefSeq lists its product as uncharacterized. Lineage: Eukaryota; Fungi; Ascomycota; Eurotiomycetes; Eurotiales; Aspergillaceae. Bases 1 to 2178 code for a protein of 725 amino acids. Gene Ontology annotation, biological process: response to oxidative stress; hydrogen peroxide catabolic process. The record is from RefSeq and is a predicted model, not a curated record. Gene Ontology annotation, cellular component: cytosol. The transcript is spliced from 3 exons. Gene Ontology annotation, molecular function: catalase activity; heme binding.
AUGGCGGCUAAUACAAACUCCAAAACUGCCGACGGCAAGUUUGCCGAUCUGCAGAAAGACACUGUCGAGCUUAACAGCAAGCAACAUAUGAGUACCGACUAUGGCAUCAAGAUCACAGACCCAGACCAUUGGCUCCGCGUCGUCGAUGGAAAGAAGACCGGUCCCUCGCUUCUGGAGGACCAGAUCGCCCGUGAAAAGAUCAUGCGUUUCGACCACGAACGCAUCCCAGAGCGAGUUGUGCACGCCCGCGGGACGGGCGCAUUCGGCACGUUCAAACUAUACGAAAGUGCAGAGGAUGUUACGACUGCCGGUGUCCUGACGGACACUAGCCGGACAACACCGCUAUUCCUGCGUUUCUCAACAGUGCAGGGCAGCAAGGGCAGCGCAGACACUGUCCGCGACGUGCGCGGGUUCGCCAUCAAAAUGUAUACUUCCGAAGGCAACUGGGAUAUUGUCGGCAACAAUAUCCCCGUGUUCUUUAUCCAGGAUGCGAUCAAGUUCCCUGAUGUGAUUCACUCUGUGAAGCCUGAGCCACAUAAUGAGGUGCCGCAGGGUCAGAGUGCUCAUAAUAAUUUCUGGGAUUUCCAGUAUAUGCAUUCGGAGGUGACGCACAUGAAUCAAUGGAUUAUGUCUGAUCGAGCUAUUCCUCGCUCGUAUCGGAUGAUGCAGGGCUUUGGUGUGAACACCUACUCUCUGGUUAACAAGGAAGGCAAGCGCCAUCUUGUCAAGUUCCAUUUCACCCCCGAGCUGGGUGUGCACUCACUUGUCUGGGAUGAGGCCUUGAAGAUCGCUGGUCAAGAUCCAGACUUCCACCGCAAGGAUCUGAUGGACGCCAUUGACGCGGGCCAGUUCCCUCGCUGGAAGUUUGGUCUUCAGCUAAUCCCCGAGGAAAAGGCCGACGACUUUGAAUUCGAUCCGCUCGAUGCUACCAAAGUGUGGCCCGAGGAAUUGGUUCCGAUCCGCUACAUUGGAGAGAUGGAAUUGAACCGCAAUGUCGACGAGUUCUUCCCCCAGACGGAGCAGGCUGCAUUCUGUACCAGUCACAUCGUCCCUGGUAUUGAUUUCUCCGAUGACCCACUUCUUCAAGGUCGAAACUUCUCGUACUUUGAUACACAGAUUUCACGCCUAGGUCCUAACUGGCAGGAACUGCCAAUCAAUCGUCCAGUCUGUCCGUACAUGAAUCUGGUUAACCGUGACGGUGCUAUGAAGCACCGCAUCACCAAGGGCAAAGUCAACUACUGGCCUAACCGCUUUGAAGCCAACCCACCCGCUACUCCCGCUCAAGGUGGCUUUACCAGCUACCCAGAGAAGCAGCAGGGUGCCAAAAAGCGUGAUCUGUCAGACAAGUUCGCGGAACACUACAACCAAGCUCAAGUAUUCUACAACUCGCUGUCGAAAAUUGAAAAGAUGCACGUGGCCAAGGCUUUCUCGUUUGAGCUGGACCACUGCGACGAUCCAGUGGUUUACAAGCGCAUGACUGAGCGCCUUGCAGCAAUCAGCUUGGAGCUCGCUCAGACUGUCGCCACCAACGUUGGCGCUGAUACCCCGGUCAAGGCCCUGAAAGAAAACAAGGGUCUCAAGGCCAAGGGGUUAAGCCAGAUGGAAUACAUGCCGGAGAAGCCCACCAUCGCGACGCGUCGUAUUGCUAUCCUCAUCGCCGACGGCUUCGACUUCAACCAGUACACCACCAUGAAAGAAACCCUUCAAGCCCAAGGCGCAUUCGUCUUUACCAUUGGUGCUCAGCGCCAGGGAGUGACAUCGGAGUCUGGACAGAAGGUGGUACCCGAUCAUUUCUUCACAGGAAUGCGGUCCACUCUCUUUGACGCGGUGUUUGUUCCUGGUGGAAAGCAUGUUCAGGCGCUAUCAAAGAACGGUGUCGCUAAGCACUGGAUCUCCGAGUCAUUUGCCCACCUUAAGGCCAUUGCCGGUGCGAAUGAUGCUGUGCCAUUCAUCCAGCGCCAGAUUAAUCUUCCGGAAGUCGAGGUGGCUCAGAGUGGCACCUCACUCAAGGAGUCAUAUGGCGUUGUGACGGGACACGGAGACGCGGCUUCCUUGUUGAAGGUUGGUAAGAUCGGACCUGAUGCCAAGGGUCUGGCUGAGCAGUUUAUCUGGCAUAUCUCAAGGCACAGAAACUGGGCGCGUGAGUUGGAUGGACUUUCGGAUCAAAUUGCCGCCUAG